UCCAGGCUUCGGCACAUCAUGGAGAAUGGAGCCUGCUCAGCUGCAGCGGCCCUCGGGAUCAUGUCGGAGUGUUUCCGGGACUCCUGAAGCUUGUUGACGGAAGUUACUGAGGCUCGGGCCGUCGUGGAUCUUUGGAAAUCAUGGAGAAAGUGUACGAGGUGGAGAGCUGCUACAACCCAACGGAGGUGUCCACCCCGAAAAAGAGGAAAAGCAAAGCUCAGGAAGACAAUGUUGAAAAAGCCAAGAAGCCCAGGUCUGCCUACCUGCUCUACUACUUUGAUGUUCACCAGCUUAUGCAACAGGAAGUACCUAAUCUGCCACAGUCGGAGAUCAACAAGCGAAUCAGCGAGAGCUGGAAAAGACUCAGUGUGGCUGAAAAAGCCUAUUACCUGGAGAAGGCCAAGUCUGAGAAGGAAGGGCUGGAUACAUCCUCACUCAGCUCCUCAAAAGACCUGCCAGGCUUCCGCAAGAUCCUCCCCAGAGCCAGCUACUUCCUCUUGUCCAAAGGCUGCUCCUCAAAUCAGCAGCUUGGAGGAUCUCAGUCAGAGGGGGAGUCUCUGGAACCUCCAGCUGAAGGAGGGUUGUCCUCUGUCUCCUUCACACAAGAGCCCCAGUUAACAACUCUAGGUCUGGCCGGUGAGGUGGAACUUUCUGAGCUGCCCAUCGCUGUUGAUAACAUAGCAGAGGAAACAGCAAGGGUGUUUUGCCCCACAGCCCAACAAGGAGUCCCACCUUCCUCUGUCUCAUCCAAAGCCCCUUCCUCGGCAGAAGCCCAGGGCUCCACUGACCUAACGGCAAAUGGGGUCACACUGAAAGGUAAUGAGACAAGAGCAGCCGGUAGUGGUUAUGGAUGGGCCAUGGUGCAACAAAUACAGGGGGAGAAUACGCAGGUGGUUGCCAUCUUACCCUCCCAGAAUCUACUGGAGCCCAAGGCGGGUGUCGGCUCUGUGAUGAUGGUCUCUGUAGGAGCCAAAGUGGAACAAAGUGACAAACCUUCAUAUAAAAUGUCUGUGAAGACCUACACCAGGAGAGGUCGAGGGAGGUGUCUGAAUUCCGGAUGUUCAUUUGUGUACGUCACCCGCCACAAGCCACCAACAUGCCCUGAAUGUGGGAGCAGCUUGGGUGGAAAAUGGAUACCUGCAGCAAAGAAGACACGAGAGAAAGAAGCAGCAUCAAAGCAGUCUCCCCAGAAAGCUGAAACCAAGUCUGUUGAAGGCUGUCAACCCACACAGCUCGCUGCUCAAGACGGGAAUGCUGACGUCAGUAAAACAAACACCGGUGGGGGCAAAAAAGAGGGAAGAGUUCACGGUUGCUCCAGAAAGCAGCGUGCAGUUCUCAGUGGAAAACCACCAGAGGGCAGCAGCACCAAAUCACAGGAACAACCGAAACAACUGGAUGACAGUCCAAAAGAUGCCAUAGUCCAAGUUCAAGACAGAAGCGCAGCCACUGUUCCUAAGAGGCCUGUGAGACCCAUCCUCCCUGCCUAUUACAGCACAGGACGAGCUUUGUUUCAGAUCCUAACUGUCCCACCUGAAAAGGGAAAAUGCCAGACUGCAAACAACAUCAAAUCCUCACCUGCUCCCAGAGAGAGUUUCUCAGGUCUCAAACCCAGCACUUUGAAGCAGCUCGGCCAGACGGUCCCCAAAACCACAGCCAAGCAGGAUUCUCCUGCCUCAGCAGAUGGAAGACAGCCGGUUUCCGCCCUCACUGACGGGAGAGUGAACAUUCUGUCAGUCGUGCCGUUCAAACAGCACACUGUCUCCAGCUUUGACCUGGGACUGUCCACGGCACGAGGCAGGGGGCGCUGUAAAAACCCCUCCUGUGACUACAUGUACAAGAACAGACACAAACCUACAACGUGCCCUAAAUGCGGCUGUGAGUUGACCCAGAAGAACACCAAGGGAGUAAAGUCUGGAACUCUUCUGGAUCCAUACCAGGUCCUGAAUCCUGCCCAGAGGGACAUUCAGAGGCAAAACACACUGCAGCUCCUGCGCCGUUCCCUGCAGAUUCCUGAAAGCGAGGCAGAGCUUCAGGAAACAUUAAACCUCAUCCAGGAGCUCAACAGCCUCCAGAUCAUCUUGGUUCAACCGUCUCACCAGGAACACGAAGACGGCGUCGGAACGGAGACACUGGUGGAGACUGGGUGGCCUCAGUUCUAUGAAUCAGCGGCUACUCACUGUGGCCUGUGUAACUACCCUCUGUUCAAAGGAGGUCAGAGUACUGUAGCUGGACAGGAGGACUGUUGGCUGCUGACUGAGACACUGAUUCAGACGGCUUCUCUCCAGCUGAAGGUGUGUCUGAACGUUCAGUGUCUGGCUCUGCACAGCUUCACUGACCUGCAUCCAGGUUUGUUCAACAUUGGGAACAAAGUCCUGGUGAGCAUCGACCUGUUCCUGAAGAUGAGGGCAAAUAUCAAACUGGGCCACGCCCCCUCUCAGGCAGCCAGGACUUUACUAGACAACUUCCCCAAUCACCCUGUCCAUGCACUGAGUCCAGAGGAGUCAUCUCAAAUCCAAGAGCUUCUCCUGAGCGGCUACUGGGCCUUUGAGUGUGUGACGGUGCGAGAUUACAACGACAUGAUCUGCGGCGUUUGUGGUGUGGCUCCCAAGCUGGAGAUCGCACAACGACAAACAAACAAUGUGCUGGAGCUCAAGAAUGUGGAGUUUACCUGGCCAGAGUACUCAGUCGCCGAUGAGGUGCACAUGGAUGACUUCUGGCUGACCAUGGAGAGCGAGGCUAUUGAGCAGGCGGCUUUUCCCACCGACAUCCCCAUCACACGUGUGGACGCCUCCAUCAUCGCCCCCUUCAUCCCCCCUCUGAUGAGGAGUUCUGCUGUCAUCAACACAGAGAAAGACAAGGCCUCGUCCCACACGCCAGAGCCCUCAGGAGAUCCAUCCGUUUUGGUGCGUCUCAUUCAUGACGGUCAGCUGCGACUCGACAAGAUUGAGGAGCACAACGAGGACGAGCUGAGAACAAUACUGAUUGGCUGCGGGGCGAGCGCCCCCCCAGACUCCACCAAGAAUGAGCUGCUGGCGUCUCUGGUCUCCUUGUACACACUUGUUCAUAGUGGUCUCUCCACCGCCCCCCAGCCACCUCCACACCUCACCGCUGGCAAGCUGUCGAAGGUCUGCCCCCACAAGGUGGUGUCCGGCUCUAAGUACUUGGUGAGAGGAGAGACGGCUCGAGAUCACGUCGACCUGCUGCUGUCCUCCCGCUACUGGCCCCCGGUCUACGUUAGUGACUGCGCCCGCCAGGUGGCGCUCUGUACAGACAUGCAGUAUCCAGAACUGGCAACACAGAUGUGGGGCAGGAACCAAGGCUGCUUCUGUGACCCCUUUGAAAAGCCAGAGUUUGUGUCCUGUGCUGAGCUACAGGAUCAGCCCUAUAGUGCUGACCUGUCCUCGGUCGCUGAGAACCAGCAGGUCCACCCCAUCACCAAGUCUUCUUCUUGCUGGCUGGUUCACCCUCCUGCAGCAGAGCAGCCCACAGAGCCUCCUUCUCCAGAGCACCACUCCAUGUCCCUCUGCAGAGACCUGGAACCCUAUGUCAGCCUGGUAGCUGAGCUGGACAAAGAGGAGGAGGAUGAAGAGAAGGAACGCACUGAGAAUUUGGACAGAGACACAAUAGAUAAAUCAGAGGACUGUUCCUCGACAAGCUGUGCGCGGUGGCCAUCUAUGGUUUUCAGCAACACAGCCUUCUACUACCUGUACAACCGUCUGGUAGAUUUCCUCACCAGCAGGGACAUCGUGAGCCAGCAGAUCAACCAGGUGGUGAAGGCCUGUCAGCCGGGGGAGGUGGUGAUCAGGGAUGCACUGUACCGACUGGGAGUGGCACAGAUCAACACGGAGAAAGAAGACGAAGGUGAAGAAGAAGGAUCUGGAACCGAAGCGCAGGCGCAAGAGGAAGGGACAGAGAAAUAUGAGGUUGUUCUCCUUGAAUAAAGAUGUUGAGGAUGUAUCAACAGAGCAGGCGGAGGGAUGGACUGAAUGUCAAGAUGGCUGCAUGUGAAAGAGUUGACAGUUUUAACUGAUGUGAGGAAUCAGGUAGAAUACAGAUAAACUGUGGAGUGACCAGUGGUGUUUGCUGUGAAGAUUAAUAGUGGAAACUGAAUGUACUAAAAAAGAAAUAGAUAAACAUAAAAACACUCUCAACUCACAGCAAGAAGGUUCCUGUUCCAAAUCCCGGCUGGGGUCUUUCUGUGUGGCGUUGGCAUGUUCUCCCAGUGACUCUGUGGGGUUUCUCCUGCUUCCUCCCACAGUCCAAACACACCCAGAUCAGAGAGAAUGAGUGGUUGUGUGGCUGUGUGUGUUGACGACCUGUUCAGGCUGUACCCUGCCUCUCGCCCAAUGUCAGCUGGGAUUGUCAGCUCCCCCCACGACCCUCAAAGUAUUAACAGUUCUAUAAAUGGAGGGACACUCAAAGGACAGUGAGACGCAUGUUUCUGGAUUCAUCAGCAGGAUGGUACCCAGGGUUAAAUUAAGUGAAGUGUAUUCAAAGGUUAUUUAAGUUUAAGUCCUGAAUCAAUGCUUUUCUGUGACUGAGGAUUUAAAGAGGAUUUUAAUUUAAAGUUGAGUCUAAAUGUAAAUAUUUAAUCAGGAGCAGUGUGUUGUAUUUAAUUUAAUAUAAUUGUCCAGAGACAUUUCUGCUUUGUGCUUCACACUCUGACCUCUCACCUGCCACUUGUUGCCUUUGGGAGCGAUGUUUGCGUUUUAAAGGUUUGAAUAAACGUGUGUAUCUGUUUA
This is a messenger RNA of Limanda limanda (common dab), 4742 nucleotides long. It is a transcript of the gene hmgxb3, whose product is annotated as HMG box domain containing 3. NCBI's taxonomy places the organism in Eukaryota, Metazoa, Chordata, Actinopteri, Pleuronectiformes, Pleuronectidae. The transcript is spliced from 21 exons. The record is from RefSeq and is a predicted model, not a curated record. The coding region runs from base 141 to 3941 and encodes 1266 amino acids.